Molecule: messenger RNA, 6788 nt
Organism: Perca fluviatilis (European perch)
Lineage: Eukaryota; Metazoa; Chordata; Actinopteri; Perciformes; Percidae
Gene: ppfia3
Product: PTPRF interacting protein alpha 3
Exons: 31
Coding region: 551-4306 (1251 amino acids)
Biological process (GO): synapse organization
Cellular component (GO): presynaptic active zone
Molecular function (GO): protein binding
Source: RefSeq, a predicted model, not a curated record
CGCCGCGGCUGAGCCGAACCGUCGCUCCCUCAGCUGAGAGAGGGAGGGGAUGGGGCAGGCUGGUAACCGGGCUGGAACGGGGAGAAGCUGCAGCCUCCGUCUCUCAGGUGCUCUGGCGGAGUGAGCCGGGCAACGAUGCGCCUUUACUUCCUUUCUCUGUCGACCAUGGAGAGGGUUCAUCUCUCAUCUCAGUGAAGCCUGGGCCGGGUGGGGGGGGUCAGAGGUCAUCCACCAAACCUGCACUUCUCCCUCUUACCCCUGCACCCCCACCCCACCCUUCCACCAGACCCUCAGCACCUGUCGCCCUACACUGUAUCCCCCCCAAAAAAAACACACUUUUCUCUCACGUACACAUUCACAGAGCUGCCCUGUUGGUCUCACGGCCCUGCACUCGCCUCUUGCCUGCCACCCAAUUGGCUUGCGAGGAAAUUCCCCCUGAUCAACGAAGCAGCUGUUGGCCGUUUCAUGACGAGUCAGUGGUUCCUCAGACGCUGCGCUCAAGUGUCCUAGACAGCCUCUCAGAUAACGCCUCUCACACCCAGGCCUCAAGAUGAUGUGCGAGGUGAUGCCCACCAUCUCGGAAGACGGGCGCAGCGGCGGCGGAGGCGGCUCGUCUUCCCCGGCGGGGGUCGGAGGAGGAGGAGGAGGGACGGGCGGAGGGAUUGGAAGCGUCGGCGGCUACGGCAGCAGGGAUUCCCGCGGUAGUGCCGGCAGUGGUGGCGGCAGCGAUGAGGGCGGCAGCACUGGCAACCUGGAGUCGCUGAUGGUGAACAUGCUGACGGAGAGGGAGAGGUUGCUGGAGAGCCUGAGGGAGACCCAGGACAGUCUGGGGACAGCACACCUACGCCUCAGAGAUCUGGGCCACGAGAAGGAGUCACUCCAGAGGCAGCUGUCCAUCGCCCUGCCACAGGAGUUUGCAGUGCUGACCAAAGAGCUGAACCUCUGCCGGGAACAGCUGCUGGAGAGAGAGGAGGAGAUAGCCGAGCUGAAGGCAGAGAGGAACAACACACGACUGCUGCUGGAACAUCUGGAGUGCCUGGUGUCCCGUCACGAGCGCAGCCUAAGGAUGACCGUGGUGAAGAGGCAGGCCCAGUCCCCAGCCGGGGUCUCCAGCGAGGUGGAGGUCCUAAAAGCCCUCAAGUCCCUGUUUGAGCACCACAAAGCUCUGGAUGAGAAGGUCAGGGAAAGGCUCCGGGUGGCUUUGGAGCGUGUGGCGUCCCUGGAGGAAGAGCUGCAGUCAUCCUCUCAAGAGGUUCUGUCUUUAAGGGAACAAAUAAAGCGACGGCAGCAGGGACUAGACAACGGUAAAGAGAAGCUUCCCAACGGACCUUCCUCCAUCCUGGAUGACGCAGACAUCGACAGGCAGCGAGAGGGCGAGAUAGAGCGACAGAGGUCCGAGCUGGGACAGCUGAAAGAGAGACUGGCCCUCAUGUGCAGACAGGUCGGGGAGAUCGAGGAGCAGCUGACGUCCGCCAGGAGGGAGCUGGCCCGAUCGGAGGUGGCCAACCAGAAACUACAGAGGGAUGUGAAAGAGGCACUCUGUCAAAGGGAAGACAUGGAAGAGAGAAUCACCACGUUAGAACGCAGGUACCUGAGUGCCCAGAGGGAGGCGACGUCUCUCCAUGACACAAAAGAUAAACUGGAGAACGAGUUGGCCAGCAAAGACUCGCUCUACAGACAGAGCGAAGAGAAGAACCGGCAGCUCCAGGAGCGUCUGGAUGAUGCCAAACAGAAGCUGCAGCAAACUCUGCAGAGGGCCGAGACGCUGCCUGAGAUCGAGGCCCAGCUUGCACAGAGAGUGGCAGCACUCAACAAGGCGGAGGAGCGUCAUGGUAACUUUGAGGAGCGACUGCGACAGAUGGAGGCGCAACUGGAGGAGAAGAACCAGGAGCUACAGAGGGCGAGGCAGAGGGAGAGGAUGAACGAUGAACACAACAAGCGUCUCUCCGACACGGUGGACAAGCUGCUCUCUGAGUCCAACGAGCGGCUGCAGCUCCACCUGAAGGAGAGGAUGGCCGCCCUGGAAGAAAAGAAUGCCCUGUCUGAGGAACUAUCCAACAUGAAGAAACUCCAGGACGAUCUCUUGGCAAACAAGGACCAGCUCAUAGCAGAGCUGGAGCGGAUUCAGCUGGAGUUAGAUCAGCUGAGAGCGAGGCCCGGGGGCUCUUAUUCCAGUCGCUCUCUGCCAGGUAGCGCUCUGGAAUUGAGGUAUUCCCACGGGAGCGGUUCGCUCCCAACAGGCUCGACCACUCACCUGGAUCCCUUUGGUAACUCCUCGGCCGGGGGCGUGGUCAGGCGAAGUCACCGGGCCCGUUGGAGCUCCGCCAGAGAGGACUCUACCAAGAACUACAGUACUACUCUCUGUGUACAGUACCCAGACUGGGAGAGCGGGGCUCUACUGGGGACCAGGUUCGAGCCGGGCUUGGAUGUGGGCUGCUCCGACGACGAGGACGACGUGGAGCAUCGGUUUGGCUCAGAGCUGCUGUCCCCCAGCGGACAGACGGACGUGCAGACCCUGGCCAUCAUGCUGCAGGAACAGCUGGAGGCCAUCAAUAAGGAGAUCAAGCUGAUCCAGGAGGAGAAGGAGAACACGGAGUUACGGGCCGAAGAGAUCGAGAGUCGGGUCAGCGUGGCUUUGGACAGUCCGCCCAUCCCUCCGUCCUCCCUGGGGAGAGACGGAACAGGACGGGGCUUCAUGCCCUCGUCCAUCACAUCCUCCACCCUGGCCUCCCCCUCUCCCCCCAGCUCUGGACACUCCACCCCUCGCCUGCCUCACUCCCCGGCCCGCGAGACUGAUAGACAGAACAGCAAAGAUGAUGACCGUUCCCUCGCUCUUCUUGACUCAACACCUCCUUCCACUCCUCGUGCACUGCGAUUGGACAGGAUGACCCUCACUCAUCCAGGAGCGAUGCUUGACGACCCCCGGGAGUUUCGCAGUCUCUCGGCAGAUGGCAGCAGCUCCAACAGCAGCCAAGAUUCCCUCCACAAGUCCAGUAAGAAGAAAAGCAUCAAGUCUUCCAUCGGUCGGCUUUUUGGGAAGAAGGAGAAAGGAAGGAUGGGCCAACCUGGGCGGGAUGGAUCUGCUUCUCUCGCAUCUACACCCUCUGAAGACAUGGCCUCUGGAGACCCAAUGGGGAUGAACAAGACUGGGACUCUGGGUCCAGCAGAUAAAGACCGCCGCAGCAAGAAGAAGCAUGAGCUACUGGAGGAAGCAUGUCGCCAAGGACUUCCCUUUGCAUCCUGGGACGGACCCACUGUUGUAUCUUGGUUGGAGCUGUGGGUGGGAAUGCCGGCCUGGUACGUCGCAGCCUGUCGCGCCAACGUGAAGAGCGGCGCCAUCAUGGCCAACCUGUCGGACACAGAGAUCCAGAGAGAGAUCGGCAUCAGUAACCCACUUCACCGCCUCAAACUGCGGCUUGCCAUCCAGGAGAUGGUGUCCCUCACAAGCCCCUCUGCCCCGGCCAGCACCCGCUCGUCGACCAGUAACGUGUGGAUGACCCACGCAGAGAUGGAGUCCCUGAACGCAGCCACCAAGCCUCCGGAGCUCAAAGAGUUCAGCUGGGAUCAGAUACUGGCCUAUGGCGAUAUGAAUCAUGAGUGGGUGGGCAACGACUGGCUGCCCAGCCUGGGCCUGCCACAGUACCGUAGCUAUUUCAUGGAGUCCCUGGUGGAUGCCCGCAUGUUGGACCACCUCACCAAGAAGGAGCUGAGAGGACAGCUGAAAAUGGUGGACAGCUUCCACAGGGUCAGUUUGCAUUACGGCAUCAUGUGCCUGAAGCGUCUGAACUACGAUCGCAAGGAGCUGGAGAGGAGGAGGGAGGAGAGCGUCCACCACAACAAAGAUGUGAUGGUGUGGUCCAAUGAGCGUGUGAUGUGCUGGGUGCAGACUAUCGGUCUGAAGGAGUAUGGCGACAACCUGCGUGAGAGCGGCGUCCACGGGGCUCUGCUGGCUUUGGACGACACCUUUGACUACACUGACCUGGCCCUGCUGCUGCAGAUCCCCAAUCAGAACACACAGGCCAGACAGCUCCUGGAGCAAGAGUACAACUCCCUUAUCUCCAUGGGAACCGAGAGACGACCUGAAGAGCAGGACGGAGCGAAGACGUUCACCCGCUCGCCCUCCUGGAGGAAGAUGUUUCGGGAGAAAGACCUUCGGGGCGUGACGUCCGACUCCGCCGAGACCCUGCCUGCUAACUUCCGUGCCUCAGCCAUCUCCACGCCCUCCGUUACCCUGAGAAAGGUUCAGAGUGAUGCCAGCUCUGGUGCCCGGGGUGAAUCUGCCUCAGUGAGGACGUACUCCUGUUGAGGGGCUGAGGGCGCUGACUGGAUCGGGGCUAGAGAACCCUCUCGCUCAUCCACGGGGAAAGAAGCAACGCAUAUAACCAUUUAACUUAACAAAUAAAUCUAUCGGUCUGACCAUUCUGCAAUAACAGAAGCAAAGGAAUAAAGGGGAAAAUGACAUGAAGAAUGUAUGAAUGCAUUUUCCGAUCAGACUGGGAAGAUUGAGUGGGAUCAGCUGUUUUCUCUCUGUGUCUCUCUCUUCCUGUCGCUCUGCCUUUGCUUUUCCUCCCUCGGUGUGGCUGCGCCGCGGGGUUAAUGAAGGGGCAACACCGGUGUUGGUCGCGUGGGUUUCUUUCCCCCCCCUCUUCAUUCCUGCCAGAGUCUGCACACAGUCAGCAGAGUCGGCAAUAUCAGGGCUCAUUUCCCUACCUACAGAGGAAACCACUACUCGCUGCCAUUUAUUCUCUUACAGUUUGAAAACAACUAAACGUGUCGCCUUAUAACUUCUGCUUGACCACAGGUGUUUUUAAUGAGAGCCAGGGCAGAAGUUAACCUCACCGUAAAGUUCAGAUUUGAAAAACAAGAGUAACGACUGGAAGGCUGUUAAAUUGUAAAGUGAUUGGGGAUAAUGGCCGGGUUAUAAUAAACCGGUUAUAAUAGACAACACCGGUGUUCUCCUUUGUGCUCAUGGUGUCCGGUGUCAGCCAUCGUGGCUCUAUUGUCGGAUUCUAUGGUCCCAUCAGGGGUGUCUUUAGUGUCCCCGAUUGGUCGGAGUGGUGUGGUAAAACAGGUCUGAGUUCCGACCACUGUUUGGCUCCGAGCACAUCAGAGGGACCCUCCUCAGGCUUUGUCUUUUGGCACCUUGAAAGCCGAUAGGCUGAGUAAUCUCUUUUGAAGGGACCCUAUUAUAGAGAUCAAAGGCCCAGAGGUGGAUGGGACAGGGUGGAGCGAGGCCACAGAGGCACUGUGUUCAGGAUGUCCAUGGCAGGAAAUCCAUAAAGGUUUUAAAGCGGCACUUUUUUUUUCACAUAAAGUUCAGUUUGCUUGUUUACAUGAGAAGAACUACUCAGCCUGCAAAAACAGUUGUAUAGUGUCUUCUGUGGUGCUGGAUGAGCUUUCCAAAAAUACACUACUGGGUUGCAUUAUGGGAAAUGUAGGAUUCUGCAGGGUUUUUUGCGCUUUUUUGGGGGGGACUAAAAAGUCAGGAUAUCUCCAUUUAUAAGUCAGUUAAAAAAAAAAAGCUGCUAAUAAAGACACGUUUUGGGUUGCCACGUUGUGAAAAAUCCAUUUAGAUGGUGUCAAAUUUGUGUCCACUAAUGGACAGCUUUAAAACAUACGUUACCUCCUGGAAGAAAGGUUUUUAUUAUCCACUUAUCAACAUCAUUAAUAUUUAUAACUGCAGCGUUUGGUAGAUAAGUACGAGGAACUUCAUGUAAAAAAUAAAAUGUUUUCUGUCUUAAUAAUGAGCCAUUAGAUCUGUUGUCCAAAAUGCAGUUAUAAAGGCUUUUUCUACUACAAAAACUGUGUGGAGUUUAAAAAGUUAUUGUUAAUAAAUGGAUUAAAGAGCUAGCUAAAAAGAUAAGGCAACAGUCAAAUGGAUUUUUCACAACGUGGCAACCCAAAGGUUAUUUUUAAUAAAACAGUAUCUUUUUACUGGCCGAUAAAUACAUACAACAUGAAAUAUAUAUAUACACUUAGGACGGCAUGACAUCAUGGUCAGACUUGUACUCCUCACCAACCGUCUACAAUGUGACGUGUACAGUAACCAUCAGCUCAGGGUCUUGGGUAAUCCUGAUGAUGGGAGAGGGGGGGCGGAGAGACAAAACAGCGACUCACAGGUAAGAGAGAAAAAACUGAAAGGAUGGACAGAAGCCGGUCAUUUUACUGCACACACAAGCCAUAACAGAAACCAAGAGCUCUCUGGGGGGAGGGGUGAGAUCAGAGAGCGGCAGCGAGAGAGGGCGAGCCCGAGGAAGCCCAGGAAACAAAACCUUUAGCCUCUGUGUUUACGAUGCAUGUCAAACAAACGACAAUGACCUAAAAACUUUUUUUUGGUGGUGAAGAUGAUAUGAGGCGUCUUUAAAAAAAAAUAUAUAUAUAUAUAUGUAUGAUAAACCUACAGGGGUUGGGAGCCUGGGGAUCAAUUUGUAAAAUGUGUGUAUUUUUUUCAGUUGUAUUUUUUAUUUUUUACGAUAUCUAUUUAUUUUCUUUAGGUAUGUAUUGGAUAAAUGUAUGUACGUGUUCUGUUCCUUCUUGACUUCUUUUGAACUAGUUUUAAAGUAAAUAUGAAACAUUGAAAAUGGUCAUUCAAAUACACUACUGUAUGUGUACAUUUUGAGAACAAAUUGUGCAAUGAUUUAACAGAUUUCCAUGAUUAAAGUGAUAGUAAUACAAAUUGAAAAUAUCAUCUGGAAAAUAAACAACAAUGAUGACGAUGAUGAUGAAAAUGGUGAUGUUAAAGAACAAAAAAAUAAAGCGAUCCAGGUGGAUCUGCUGAUCAUCGCAAA